GACUCGCGGUACUUCAAUGAGCCACAACAACAGACCGUUCGUUGUUUUGUGCUGCUAACCUAUUUUAGCUAGCUAGUUUUGUUUUCGGUGCUUUUUGUAUCAGUGUGUUGCUAUUUAAAAAAAGAAAGAAAAGAAAAAUGAAGCUGCCAUGUUUAGUCGCGGCUCUGUGUCUCGGAGUGGGUGUAAUGGGAGGAAAAUACUCUCGGGAACUGAAUGAGCCCAAAGCCAGUGGCAGUGAUGGACAGACAGUGGAGUUCAGGAUAGCUAAGCUUAACCAGGUGUGGGAGAAAGCAAAAAGGAUGCAACUGUCCCCAGUCCGACAGGCUGAGCUGCACAGUGACCUGAAGAUCCAGGAGAAAGAUGAGCUACAGUGGAAAAAAAUAAAGGUGGAAGGACUGGAUGAAAACGGGGAGAAGGAAGCUCAACUUAGACGUAACUUCAACGUGAUUCUGGCCAAGUACGGGAUGGAUGGGAAAAGGGACGCACGGUCGCUGGAGACCAACUCGCUGAAAGACCACGAAACCAAAGAAGGAGACAUUUUUGAUGAUCCCAGGCUGGACAAACUCUGGAAUAAGGCCAAGAGCUCUGGAAAAUUUUCCAGUGAGGAGCUGCUGAACCUGAAGAGGGAGAUUCAGCAUCACAAGGACAAGAUUCAUGAGUACAACAUCCUCACGGAUACCGUCAGCAGGACUGAGGAAAUACACAAGAACGUGAUAUCUCCCCUUGAGGGUGAUGCCAAAGAGCACAUGCUGCAGCAGAAGCACACAGAGCUGAAGGAGAAAAUGAGAGACCUCAAUCAUGGCUUUGAGCGCCUCCGCAAAAUCAGCCACGAGGGCUUCACUGAAGACAGCGAGUUUCAGGAGCCCCGUGUAAUUGAACUGUGGGAGGCUGCCAAGAGAGCCAACCUUAGCACCGAUGAGCUGGACUCUCUCAAGGAGGAGCUGCAUCACUUUGAGACAAAGGUGGAGAAACACAGUCAUUACCAAGAGCAGCUGGAGCUGUCUCACCAGAAGCUGCGACAUGUAGAGACUUUAGGAGACAAAGAUCACAUCAAGAGGAACCAGGAGAAGUACAACACGCUUGCUGAAAAGACCAGAGAGAUGGGUUACAAGAUGAAGAAACACAUGCAGGACUUGUCCAACAAGAUUUCUCGUCAGGGUCUUCAGCACAAUGAGCUCUGAGAGGCUUUGAUCCUGAUCCCACCUCUGAAGCAACAUGAAAACAUGCUGUGUGCGGCAGUCCUGGUUUACUGCUGGUUUUUUUUUCAUAGAUUUUUCUACUUUUCUAGAUUAUAAAUCACAGAAUGAAAUAAAUGACAAAUUGUUUGUGCAAAGUAUGCGUAUCACAUCCUUUAUAAUUCAGCUGGAUAUAUCACUACGUAAAUUACUGCUCAGAUUUAACUACUUCCAUUAUUUUAAUAUAAGUGUAUAACCACAUUGCCGUUUUUAUUUGUGCACCAAUGAUGAUGUUGAAAAAAUGUCUGCUUGUAACAGAAAAACUAAAUCUGGCUUCACCUCUUUAGUUUGGCCGAAUAUUGUUGUGAUAAGAGAUGAAGAACAGUUUGAGUCUGUGUUUAGAAAAUGAUGCAUUUUGUCUACAAUAUCAUGUCAUAUUCUUUCAUUAAUUGUGCAAAUAAUACAUUUAAAAUCAACUAGGCUGUCAUAUCUAAGGCAUAGAUUGGGCUGCUGAAGUGUAAUGUUGCUGCAUUUGGCUGAUUUAUCUUAUAUGUAAACUAGGAGGGUAAACACAGAAGGUCCAGACCUGAAAAUGAAAUUCUUUUAUUUUCAGGAAAAUACAAACACAAACAACAUACAUAAAUGUCUUAAAAAUAUCAUUUAAACAUAAUUUAUAUUGUUCUGGACUUGAGAAAACAGUUAAUAUUUACAAUUCCGGCGGAGGAAAGCAGUCAUUAAGAAGAUUUUCUCUCUAAAAUGUUUUUUUCUGACUAUUCCUCACAAUGUUUUUCCUCCCCAGAGACACUGUAGGAAACUGAAUCUAUAAAAACAAAUUUGUAAGUAUUAAGUAUUUUGUCCCAGUGAUUUUAAGAAGAGGGUGAGGAAUCAAAACUUUUUCGUUCAUCAGUUCCUGCCCUCACACAGAUCAGCAGGAGCAUUGAUUGCUGCGAUGAAUAAUGUUGGCUGGCUGAUUACUCAGCCGUGUCCUGCUUGGGCCACACAGGCCUGGAUUAAUGUAAUUUACACCCGGGAUCUAACUCUGAGCUGCUCAUUGCCUCGCUGCUCCGAUGUGGAAUGAUAGCUCGGCAUGUUGAAGCUCAUAACUGUCGAUAGUAAGUUGUCAUAGUGAUGGGGAGGGGUUGAUCUCAUAUCCUGUUGCAAUCUCAGACAAUGACAGUUGGUGAAUGCCAUUGCAGCUUAACAAAUUACAGUGUGAUGCAAAGUAAAGCUCGGGUUUAUCUUUGUUUCCUAUUUGUAAUAUUAAUCCACGUGAGAGAAAUGCAGGAAAAUGCCCAUUUAACAACAAGACAAGACCAGCAGCAUAAAGAGCUCCCACACAUUUGUUUUUCUUAGUGGAAUGGAUUGCUUAUGGAAAUUUCUGCACACUCAUCCAGCUGUGGGUGUAAUGAAGUACGACACCGCCUGCAUCCCUGCAUUUUAGCUUAUUUGGAGGGACAAAGAUUCUGAAGUGAAAACUCUUCUGAAGUCUCAUCGCGUUGUGGGCUGCAGAGUCAGUUUGGUGGCCAUCUGUUCUCAAGUUGAGCCAGCCUGUCCUCCCUGCCCUGAGCAUGCUUCGCCCCCACUCUCUGAGCCGUUUCCAUGGCAGUGGUGUUCAGGUGGGCGUACCUGAUGGGGCCCUCUUCUAGUUGGGGAGAAAGGGGAGGCUUGAACAAAACUUUUUUUUUUUGUGUUUUGUUUUUUUAAAUCAUCUCAAAAUUUCUAUUAGCACAUCCAGAAGGGAAAACAAGUGUAAUUCCGGUUUAAUUAAUCGUUUCUAUGUUUUUCAUUUGUACUGGUUUUUAUUUUUUAACCUUCAAAUUCAAACCUUUGAGUUGUUAUCAUGUUUAAUCUUUUGUAAAUCACAUUUUCACUGUAUUUAAUUGCUUUACUUUCAUUGUGCCAAUAUGUGAAUAUGAUUCUUAAAUUAGGCACUUUUUUAAACAUUUUCUCAUUCAAAUGUCAACAUAAACUGAACUGAUUCAAACACAUUUUUCUUGACAUGUUGAAAAAAAUGUGAGCAGGUUUGAGGUGGUACAUUUAAAACCAUCACCAUGUAGGAUGAGAGAAUAAUGAAUAAAUUUGACCCUUUCAUGCAUAAUGUCCACUCCAGUGGACGCCUAUUUAAAUGCUGUUUUCAAGUAUAUGCAUGGGCCAGGAUGGUAUAUUUGCAAAUUAGCCACUUCAGUGGACCUUAGUGAGUCAUCCAGUACGCUGCCUCUCACCGAGGAAUAAAGAAAUGUUAGAAAAUCUCAUACAUACAUUGUAAUUACCAUGUUUGCCACAGUGAUAAACAGGAAUAAUAAUAGAAUGACACAGCUGUAUGUUUAAAGACUGUUAUACAAAUAAGAUAGAUUAUUUUAUUAUUUAAUUUGAUAGAAUAGAUUCAAAUAAAGAAGCACAUUCCUGUACGUCUGUAGAAGUAAAAUCUUGUAUGUGAAAAAAUGUGCCACUGUUUUUAGUAACCCAUGGAUUAGAUGAUAACUGCAUAUAUGGAUGAUGUAGCCUAAUUAAACUGUUCUGUGCCUUUU
Molecule: messenger RNA, 3703 nt
Organism: Melanotaenia boesemani (Boeseman's rainbowfish)
Lineage: Eukaryota; Metazoa; Chordata; Actinopteri; Atheriniformes; Melanotaeniidae
Gene: lrpap1
Product: low density lipoprotein receptor-related protein associated protein 1
Exons: 8
Coding region: 138-1181 (347 amino acids)
Biological process (GO): negative regulation of very-low-density lipoprotein particle clearance; negative regulation of receptor internalization
Cellular component (GO): endoplasmic reticulum-Golgi intermediate compartment; cis-Golgi network; plasma membrane
Molecular function (GO): heparin binding; receptor antagonist activity; very-low-density lipoprotein particle receptor binding
Source: RefSeq, a predicted model, not a curated record